UCACAUAGGUGUACUAAAACACAUAAAAUAGAUGGUAGGAUUCACUUUCGUAGCUCACUGCAAGUAACCCGGUCGUGUGUAGGUUUGGUAGUUGUUCGGAUAAUAAGACUUAGUCUCAGUUUUGUUCAGGCUUUGAGGUAACGACAGAAAACAGAUCAAGAUGUCUGACGAUAAAGACAAGAAGGGGCGGGCAGAGCGGGCUACAUCAAACGUGUUCACUAAGCUCCCUCAGAAACUAAUGCAAGAAAUGAAAGAGGCCUUCACGAUGAUCGAUCAAAACAGAGACGGUCUUAUUGACGUGAGCGAUCUUAAAGAAAUGUACUCAAGUUUAGGCAGUGUUCCUGGAGACUCCGUUCUCGAAAACAUGAUCAAGGAAGCUCCUGGAAAUCAGCUUAAUUUUACUGCUUUCUUAAGUAUAUUUAGCGAUAAACUUAGCGGAACCGACCCUGAGGAGACCCUGAGAAACGCCUUCGCCAUGUUCGACGCUGACAGCACCGGAUUGAUCACAGAGGAGUACAUGAAAGACUUACUCGAAAACAUGGGUGAUAACUUCUCUAAGGAUGAGAUCCGACAGGUGUGGAAAGAAGCUCCUAUCCACGCAGGCAAGGUCGACUAUAACGCCUUUGUAUCCAAGAUAAAGGGCAAGGAGCAGGAAGAGGCAUAAGUUCGGACACACAUAGGCAGCCAAACUACAUCAAAACCGGGUUACCACCCCUUUUAUAGAUCAGUGACUCUUUGCCAGUGCACAUUUUGUCCCAUUUAACAGUUAUUUCAUCGACCAACAACGAGCUACUACUUGUGAUGAGAGUCGUGAACAAAAAGGGGUGGAACUUUUAACACUUUGUUAAUUUCAUCAAUGCCACUUUGAAAUCCUGGAGUAAAUCGGGCCAAAGAUUACAAUCAUUCCAUUACCGUAACUUCUUUGUUUUAUUUCUGAUAAAGGAGGAAAGUCUUAGAGGAUGUCUGAUGCGUGUAUGUUGUCAGCUAACCGCAACAAUAUGUUUGUAAUCAAAGACUAUGUGUAUAACAAGAAACACAUAAGCUAAUCAAUCAUACAUAAUGAUGGACAGCUGAUGAUUAUGAGAAGGAAAAGAUCUAGUCAAUUGCUCAGGCUGAUGUUGUUAAUAUCCCCUCUAUCUAGCAGUAGUUUCUAGCUCCGCUGGGCUAUUGUUGGUUUAUCUGUUGGCCCGAUUAACUCUGAAACGCGAGAAGCACAGACACAAAUGCCAUUGCCGAAUAUAGAUUCUCGGCUCUGGUACCCGGCUAACCUGUGUAAUGACGCCCACACGUGGAUCAUACCUGUACAAUGGCAGGAGAGAAAACACAGGUGAGCUGUGCUGCCAGAGCCGAGAACCAAAACUCUGUGAUGAACAGUGGUUAUAUAUUUAGAUCCUGAUAUUGCAUCCAUGUGGUUUUACUCAAGAAAUAGCUUUAUAAUAUCUGUAUAUUCUUUCAAUAUUUAAUAAUGAUCGUAGGUAAAAGUAAUAAUUUGUUAAGUGGUAUUAUUAAAUACAUUCAUAGUGUAGGUUUAUGUUAGUGUCCUUUGCAAGUUUGUUAACGUUUCGUGAUAUUUGAUAUAGAUGUGAAAAUGAGUAUUCAAUUUGUAGUAUUUUGCAAUAUUAUGUUGUUACUUAUACUACAGAACAAUUGCAAUUACACUUUUCCUGUCGUGUCAUGUUGUUUCACAGAUUUCUUGAAUAAUUUGUAUUUAUUGAUAAUUUAUAAAUUUUUGUAAUAUUUAUCUAUUUACCAAAGACUAUUGUGUGAUAGUCUAUUUUUUUCUUUGCUAAAUGCUGUAGACAAGUACUUGACUCUACAACGGAUUUGAUAUGUUCACUUGACUUUACUAAUCGAACACAACGUCAACCCGAGUCCCGCGCACAUCCGCUUGAAUAACAUCUCGCGGUCAUUAUAAAUAUUAUGUUUUAUAUGAAAGUUUGAUGUUGGGUACUUUUAGUAUAUCAUGUCGAUGGCGUCUAUUCGUGGUUCCUGUUAGAUGGUAUUGGCAAACUUAUGUUUAUGUGAGUGUCAUCUGAUCUCGAGCUAAACCGGAUAUGACGCCAUCUUGAGUGUAUAUCACUUCUGGAAACCUACUCCCGGAGUGGAUUGUUCCUGUGUAUAUUUAUUUAAUAAAACCUCUGUGCACAGACAAA
Mya arenaria is the source of this 2153-nucleotide messenger RNA. Its product is annotated as myosin regulatory light chain, smooth muscle. The transcript is spliced from 8 exons. Bases 161 to 664 code for a protein of 167 amino acids. Gene Ontology annotation, cellular component: cytoplasm; myosin II complex. Lineage: Eukaryota; Metazoa; Mollusca; Bivalvia; Myida; Myidae. Gene Ontology annotation, molecular function: calcium ion binding; myosin heavy chain binding. The record is from RefSeq and is a predicted model, not a curated record.